AUGCAGGCGGUGGGCAGCCUGGCCCGGGGCUUCUGCCUGGGACUCCUGCUUGGCUGGGUGGCGCUUGGUAAGCAGUGGGCAACACUGGGUUGUGGGGUGGGGGUGGUGCAGCUCCCUGGGGUCUCAUCCCUCCCCCCCACUUCCCCCACAGGGUCCCCAGAGGGCAACAAGGAACUCGAGAUCUUCAACCGCCUUUUUACUGGCUAUGACAAGUCCCGGUGGCCGGUCCAGAGGGUGGACGAAGUCCUCACGGUCUCCUUAAAGCUGACCCUCACCAACCUCAUCUCACUGAAUGCCAAAGAGGAGACGCUGACCACCAACGUCUGGAUCACUCAGGAAUGGCUGGACUAUCGGCUGAACUUCAGCAGCGAGGAGUACGGCCAGAGCCUGCGGGUCCCAUCUGACCUGGUGUGGCUGCCGGACAUCGUCCUGGAGAACAACAUUGAUGGAAACUUUGAGGUGGCCUAUUCCGCCAACGUCCUGAUCUACCCUGGGGGCAACAUGUACUGGCUGCCCCCUGCCAUCUUCCGCAGCUCCUGCCCCAUCGACGUCACCUUCUUCCCUUUCGACUGGCAGAACUGCUCCCUCGUCUUCCGGUCCAAAACCCACAACGCCCGGGAGUUGCAGCUGCAGUACGGCGUAGACGAUGACACCGGGGUGCCGGUGGAGGAGAUAGUCAUUGACGACAAGGCCUUCACAGAGAACGGGGAGUGGGCCAUCAAGAAGCGCCCGGCCCGCCGGGUCCUGGCCCCCGUGGCUGGGCUGGAGGCGCCGGGCUUCUCCGAGAUCCACUACAUCCUCAUCAUCCAGCGCAAGCCCCUCUUCUACGUCAUCAACAUCAUCGUGCCCUGCGUGCUGAUCUCCUCCCUGGUGGUCCUUGUCUACUUCCUGCCCGCCCAGGCCGGUGGGCAGAAGUGCACGGUCAGCAUCUCGGUCCUGCUGGCCCAGACGGUCUUCCUCUUCCUGAUCUCUCAGAAGGUGCCCGAAACGUCCCUCAGCGUCCCCCUCAUUGGCAAGUACCUGCUCUUUGUGAUGACGGUGGCCACCCUGAUCGUCACCAACUGCAUCGUGGUGCUGAAUGUCUCCCUGCGCAGCCCCAGCACCCACCGCCUCUCCCCCAGGCUCAAGCACCUCUUCCUCAAGUUCCUCCCGCACUACCUGGGCUCCAACAUCGGCCCCGCAGACGAGGACGAGUCCCUGGGCGCCCCCUGCCCUCGGCGCUCCUUCUCCACCUUGGUCAAGGCCGAGGAGUACAUCCUGAAGAAGGCCCGGAGCGAGGUCCUCUUUGAGCACCAGGGCCAGCGCCACGGGCUGCAGAGGGCGCCCCAUUACGAUGGGCUGGACGUGGAGAUGACGACCAUGCUGUACAAGAGCCUCUCCAGCCUGGCCCCCGAGAUCCAGGAGUGUGUGGACGCCUGCAACUUCAUCAGCAAGAGCACCAAGGAGCAGAACAGGGACGGGGCGGAGAUCGAGAACUGGAUGCUGAUCGGGCAGAUGAUUGACAAGCUCUGCUUCUGGCUGGCCCUCCUGCUCUUCACCAUCGGCACCCUGGCCAUCUUCUUCAUGGGGCACCUCAACUCGGCGCCCGAGGACCCCUUCCCGGCCCAGUAGAGGGGGGGGGCUUCUCUGCAGCCUCCAGGCAGCCAUGAAAGCAGCACAAACAGCCGCCCUCUCCGUUGGUGUGGGGGACUGCGCCACCCCCACCCCCAGUGCCCCCAGGGGGUCAGCAGCAGCCCCCCCCCGGCUCAGCGAUGAAGGGCUCUGUGCCGCCCCAAAGCUUUUGCCCAGGUGCCUGGACACCCGCCGGCUUCUUCUGAAUAAAAGCUUUGAGCCCUUCUCUCUCUCUCUCCCCUCCUCCUCUGCACCUCUUGGCUCUCUCUCUGCACUGGCUCCGGCCAAA
Messenger RNA from Thamnophis elegans (Western terrestrial garter snake), 1900 nucleotides. It is a transcript of the gene CHRNE, whose product is annotated as cholinergic receptor nicotinic epsilon subunit. The record is from RefSeq and is a predicted model, not a curated record. The coding region runs from base 1 to 1611 and encodes 536 amino acids. Lineage: Eukaryota; Metazoa; Chordata; Lepidosauria; Squamata; Natricidae. Gene Ontology annotation, biological process: regulation of membrane potential; signal transduction; nervous system process. Gene Ontology annotation, cellular component: neuron projection; postsynaptic membrane; synapse. The transcript is spliced from 11 exons. Gene Ontology annotation, molecular function: transmembrane signaling receptor activity; acetylcholine-gated monoatomic cation-selective channel activity.